UUCCUCUUACGGGAAGCCUCGUUUACAAAGUUAGGCAACAACAACACUUCGCUGCCCUGUCAUCGUUAACGCGAACCAAUCACCUUUCAUCGCACCGUUUAUCUCAUGUCAUUUUCAGUCAGUGCCACACGGUGGACCGCCUUCAAAUACGUCUAGAGAGAAGCCACCAGCGGACAGUUUCGACACACACUCAUACACACCGGGGCUUGAACGCGCUUCGAUGUCUCCGUCCUCUCGCUCAUCAAACCGAGUUUUUCCUUCCCGCGCGCGAACAACGCCAACCGUCUCACACACGAGAGCCAGCGCGUCGGAUAACGUCCCUUCGGCGGCGAACCAAGUAGCGCACACCGCUGAGUUUUAUGAAUAACGGCAACUCCGUAGCGCACCUAGCUUAGCCGACUAGCCUGCUAGCGCCCCUUUAUGCUAGCGCCAGCAGAAGAAAGGCCAUCUGGGUUAGCCUGACGUCAAGUGUUUCAAAGGAUAGCGCAACGUCUUGGCACAUCGGGGUUCUCGUCACCUGGACCGAGAAGAGUUACAGAACAAGACAACAUCGAGCUAGGAUGGCAUUGAAAAGGAUCAACAAGGAGCUCAGCGACCUGGGUCGUGACCCCCCAGCCCAGUGUUCAGCCGGCCCCGUGGGAGACGACAUGUUCCACUGGCAAGCCACCAUCAUGGGACCGAACGACAGCCCGUAUCAGGGCGGCGUGUUCUUCCUCACCAUCCACUUCCCCACAGACUACCCCUUCAAACCCCCCAAGGUUGCGUUCACGACGCGCAUCUACCACCCGAACAUCAACAGCAACGGCAGCAUCUGCCUGGACAUCCUGCGGUCGCAGUGGUCCCCCGCCCUCACCAUCUCCAAAGUGCUCCUCUCCAUCUGCUCCCUGCUCUGUGACCCCAACCCAGACGACCCGCUGGUCCCAGAGAUCGCCCGCAUCUACAAAACAGACAGUCAGAAGUAUAACAAACUAGCUCGGGAGUGGACAGAGAAGUAUGCCUUGCUCUAGGGUAAGGGCCAGUGCCUGCAUCUUGUUUAGAUCCUGGGUUGGUUGGUGUGGUUACCGGUAGUUCACCACUAACCUCGCAUCUCCUUCUAACUGGAAACCUCCGAUAACCACCGUGGACCGCAGGGGGUGGCCCACUGUAGUGUGUGUGUGUGUGUGUGUGUGGCUACAGUGUCCCGUGCUGGGGCUGCGUUGUGUUGUGUUGUGGGAUGUGUUGCGGUGUGGAAAUGGUUUGUGUCUGGGGGGGACUGGGAAGACUCCACUAUUGUCUCGAGGCUGACCACCUCAUGUGAAGUGUUGCCAGAUUGGGCGGGAAUAUGGCCCAAUCUGGCAACCCAUCUCGUUGUUUUUUUUGGGGGUGAAUUAGCUGGCGUCCAGACUGGGUUGGUAAGGAUGAUGUUUGAUGAUCGUCUUAACAAUUGUCUGACUGUUGUCUGUCAUUGUUUAAGCUCCAUGAAGUAAAUGCGUAAUGUUGAACAUGAUCAACUAACAUUAUAUAUUGCGAUGGAAAUAAUAACCUUUUUAAUUGCGUAACCUAUUUACAAUAUUCCCUUGUUAACAACUCAACCAGUGUGUUGGCAAGUGGCACGCAGAACAAAGUUUUGCCAUUUUCGUCACCAUGACGACAAGGAGGCUUGCCAUGGGGCAUCCAGUGGGCCCAAAAUGGCGGCCACUUGAAUGAGGUUGGGUGCCGAGGGCAACCGUUGCUAUGGAGCACAGACUGAUAGAAUUUGUGGCUGUUUUUUUGCUGUCCUUUUGGUCCGUGUGUAUACUAACCAGUGGUCAUUCGGUGUGUGUGUGUGUGUGUGUCUGUUCCCGUGUGUGUUGUCUGUUCGUGUGUGUGUGUGUGUGUGUGUGUGUGUGUGUGAGAUCUCUGCCAGCCAUCAGGUCUAACACUGUCUCCUCCCCCUCCUUC
This is a messenger RNA of Gadus chalcogrammus (walleye pollock), 1920 nucleotides long. Its product is annotated as ubiquitin-conjugating enzyme E2 D3-like. Gene Ontology annotation, cellular component: nucleus. Gene Ontology annotation, molecular function: ubiquitin conjugating enzyme activity. The transcript has 7 exons. The record is from RefSeq and is a predicted model, not a curated record. Bases 561 to 1007 code for a protein of 148 amino acids. NCBI's taxonomy places the organism in Eukaryota, Metazoa, Chordata, Actinopteri, Gadiformes, Gadidae. Gene Ontology annotation, biological process: protein polyubiquitination; ubiquitin-dependent protein catabolic process.